AUGAAAUCCAAGUUUGCAUUUGUCGCAGCUGCCAUAGUGGCAUUCUGUGGACCAGCUUUGGGUCACUGCCCUGACACGGUCACGGUUACCAUCACCUCGAUUGUAACUGAUUGUAGAGGGCCGCGAACGCCAACAACAUCUCCGACAUCUCCAUCGUCGACAUCUUCUUCCUCCUCGACCAGCAUCUCGACCUCCGAUAGUUCAUCUACUGUUCUUUUUUUUACCGCUUCUACCAAGGCUACUAAAAGCAGACGUCCACAUCACCACUAUAGUCACCAACCUGAUCCCGCUACUACAAGCAUGCACCAUCCAUCGCCUACUCUCCUUGAUUGCCAGCCAGACAAUUGUCUGCGAGCUUUGCAAAAUACAGCCCACUUUCCUGGUGCUUCGAGCUUCUGUGCCACCUACACAGCUUCUGUGAAUACUGCUACUACUGGAUUCCCGGAACCUAUCGUUAAUUGUAAAGCCAAGCCAUCCUUGAUUUCUUCGGCUUGUUCCUGUAUUGACCCCAACCUGGUGUUAUCGUCAACACAUGCUCCGAGCACUCGAGGAACUUUGAUUUACUCUUCCAAUUCUACCAUGACGACUUCCUCAAUUAACUCAACUACGGCACACACUACGUCGUCAGCAACCACGAACGGUACAAUCUCCUCAUCCUCAACGACUUCUGGUGUCAGCUCUACGACGGUAAAGAACCCUCAACCGCCCAAAGCAACUCUGCCGUUGGACUGUCAACCCGAUAACUGUCUUCGUGCAUUUGAAAACAAAGCGUUUAUGGACGGUCCCAAGUUCUGUGCAACAUACACCGCAGGACCAUCUACUCCAACCGAGAUCCCUGACUACUUGCGAAAUUGCGAAGCCAAUCCUACUUAUUUGGCUUCGGCAUGCUCCUGUAUCAACACAUCUCUUCCAGGAGCUAUUGGAUACACGUCUCAUUCUUCAUCCACCACCAGUACCACUUCACCAGGUACCUCAACCAAAGCAUCAACCACAACCACCACUUCGCCGACGUCAACUAGCCCAAACAAUACUCCCGCGCUAGAUCCAUACGUGGACUGUCACCAGGACAACUGUUUCCGCGAAGCAAUUCAGUCUACGUCGCAAUUCUCACGGUUCUGCUCGACCUAUACCACUGCGGUGGUGACGGCCACCAGCGAACUUCCACCCUUUGUCGCCAUGUGUUCUCAGCCAGCAGUAAUCUCGUCAGUAUGCUCAUGCAUCGUCGCUCCAACUGGUACUGGUACUACGGUCUCUAGCACCAGCGCCGGUGGCAAUGGUGGUGCUGCGGCUACCUCUUCCGCGUCUGCUUCCUCCUGCGCUGCGGUGACAGUCGUUUAUGAGACUCGCACGCAGAUUGCUACCAUUCUGACGACUGUCACUGCUCCGUCAUCCUCGGUUUUAUCAGCCAAAGUCUCAGCUACACUCCGAAGACGCUGGGGAUCUCAGUAG
This is a messenger RNA of Glarea lozoyensis ATCC 20868, 1449 nucleotides long. RefSeq lists its product as uncharacterized. The transcript has a single exon. The record is from RefSeq and is a predicted model, not a curated record. Bases 1 to 1449 code for a protein of 482 amino acids. Lineage: Eukaryota; Fungi; Ascomycota; Leotiomycetes; Helotiales; Helotiaceae.